GCGCGUCAGCGCUGAAACAUCGCGGGAUUUCCGUCUGCCAGUCUCCGCCCCUUUACGGCACGAUGGUCGUGCAAGAAUGUGAUAGAGCCUCGACGGCCGCCAUCUUCUUCCUUUCUUAGCAGUUAACCGAGAGCGGCGCCUCCCUCCGCGAGGAAACGGCAGCGUGUGCUGUAGCGUGGGUAUGGCCGACUACUCCACAGUGCCUCCGCCGUCGUCUGGCUCGGCUGGCGGCGGCGGCGGCGGAGUCGUUAACGACGCUUUCAAAGAUGCCCUGCAGAGAGCGCGGCAGAUUGCAGCAAAAAUUGGGGGUGAUGCUGGUACAUCAUUGAAUUCAAAUGACUAUGGUUAUGGGGGACAAAAAAGACCCUUAGAAGAUGGAGAUGGCUCUUGGACAAAUCCGAGCAGUACCACACACUGGGAGGGAAUGCCCUCUCCUUUUAAAGAUCAGCCAGAUGCUAAGAAAGUACCUCCCCAAAAUGACUCUUUUGGAGCACAGUUACCUCCAAUGCAUCAGCAGCAAAGCAGAUCUGUAAUGACAGAAGAAUACAAAGUUCCAGAUGGAAUGGUUGGAUUUAUAAUUGGCAGAGGAGGUGAACAGAUCUCACGCAUACAGCAGGAAUCUGGAUGCAAGAUACAGAUAGCUCCUGAUAGUGGUGGCCUACCAGAAAGGUCUUGUAUGCUAACUGGAACACCUGAAUCUGUCCAAUCAGCAAAAAGAUUAUUGGACCAGAUUGUUGAAAAGGGAAGACCAGCCCCUGGCUUUCAUCAUGGUGAUGGACCUGGAAAUGCAGUUCAGGAAAUCAUGAUUCCAGCCAGCAAAGCGGGACUAGUUAUUGGAAAGGGGGGAGAGACUAUUAAACAACUUCAGGAACGGGCUGGUGUUAAAAUGGUAAUGAUUCAAGAUGGGCCGCAAAACACUGGUGCUGAUAAACCUCUUAGGAUUACGGGUGACCCAUACAAGGUUCAGCAAGCCAAGGAAAUGGUAUUAGAGUUAAUUCGUGAUCAAGGUGGUUUCAGAGAAGUGCGGAAUGAGUAUGGCUCAAGAAUAGGAGGCAAUGAAGGGAUAGAUGUCCCAAUUCCAAGAUUUGCUGUUGGCAUUGUAAUAGGAAGAAAUGGAGAAAUGAUUAAAAAAAUACAAAAUGAUGCUGGUGUUCGAAUUCAGUUUAAGCCAGAUGAUGGAACAACACCUGAUAGGAUAGCACAGAUAACAGGACCUCCAGACAGAUGUCAGCAUGCUGCAGAAAUAAUCACAGACCUUCUACGAAGUGUUCAGGCUGGCAAUCCUGGUGGACCUGGACCUGGUGGUCGAGGACGAGGUAGAGGUCAAGGAAACUGGAAUAUGGGACCACCUGGUGGACUCCAGGAAUUUAAUUUCAUUGUGCCAACUGGGAAAACUGGACUGAUAAUUGGAAAAGGAGGUGAAACCAUAAAAAGCAUAAGCCAACAGUCUGGUGCAAGAAUAGAGCUGCAGAGAAAUCCUCCACCUAAUGCAGAUCCCAAUAUGAAGUUAUUUACAAUUCGGGGCACUCCACAGCAAAUAGACUAUGCUCGACAACUCAUAGAAGAGAAGAUUGGGGGCCCAGUAAAUCCUUUAGGGCCACCUGUACCCCAUGGGCCCCAUGGGGUUCCAGGUCCUCAUGGGCCUCCUGGACCUCCAGGGCCGGGAACUCCAAUGGGACCAUACAACCCUGCACCUUACAAUCCAGGACCUCCUGGCCCAGCUCCUCACGGUCCUCCAGCCCCAUAUGCUCCCCAGGGAUGGGGAAAUGCGUAUCCACAUUGGCAGCAACAGGCUCCUCCUGACCCAGCCAAGGCAGGAACAGAUCCAAACUCCGCAGCUUGGGCUGCGUAUUAUGCUCACUAUUACCAACAGCAGGCACAGCCCCCACCUGCAGCUCCUGCUGGUGCACCAGCUACAACCCAAACUAAUGGACAAGGAGAUCAGCAGGCUCCAGCUCCAGCUGGACAGGUUGAUUAUACAAAGGCUUGGGAAGAGUACUACAAGAAAAUGGGUCAAGCAGUUCCUGCUCCUGCUGGGGCCCCACCCGGUGGUCAGCCGGAUUAUAGUGCAGCCUGGGCUGAGUACUAUAGACAGCAAGCAGCAUAUUAUGCCCAAACGAGUCCCCAGGGGAUGCCGCAGCAUCCUCCAGCACCUCAGGGCCAAUAAUAAGAAGUGGACAAUACAGUAUUUGCUUCAUUGUGUGGGGGAAAAAACCUUUGUUAAAUAUAUGGAUGCAGACGACUUGAUGAAGAUCUUAAUUUUGGUUUUGGUUUAAAGUAGUGUUUUUUUUCCCCCCUCUUUUUUUUUUUUAUUUUGAAAAUGUACAAAAUAUCUAUCACUACUGAUAGGAGGUUAAUAUUUCUGUGUAGAAAUGAAAAUCGGUUUGUUUUUAGUCUUUAGUGUAGAUGUACACAUUCCAGCAAAUGUAUUUGCAACUAUUAUGUGGUCGAUGCUUUGUGAUAUAAAUGUACUUUUUCAAUGUAUACUUUCACUUUUAAAAUGCCUGUUUUGUGCUUUACAAUAAAUGAUAUGAAACCUCCUGUGUCGGUAAGUUGGAUAUGUGGGUAAAGGAUUCAUAGUUUCUUAGCAGUGAUAAAUUAAGAUACAUGUACACGAAUAUAUAAGCUUUCCCCAUGAAUUACUGAGUUUUUAAACACUGGCAUGUUUUUUUCCCCUGUUGGAGUAUAGUGGUAGAUUGGAAGUUCUUUUCUGUUGUAUUUGGCUAUUUCAGCACAAGUAAUCUUGAUAUUUUCAUGUUUUUCCUUCUAUUUGAUCAAAAACUGCAUGUGUAUACGAUGAUCUUUAGUAUACUUCCAUUGCAUUAACAGUGAAAUUUCCUUUUAUACAUGAGCACUAUUUCAGACCUGUACUGCUGCUACAACAGUUAACCUUCCUGUUCUUCACUUAUUUCCCAGACUGUUUCAGCAUAACUAAUUUUGAACAGUUUGCAGACAGUGAUUUGAGGAGUUUAUAAGAAACCUUGUUUUUUCAUGUAAAGCGACUCUUUCCAUGUAUAUAUAUAUUAUAAUAGUGUGUUUCUUUCUAAAUUCAGGAUAGAAAAG
This is a messenger RNA of Mus caroli (Ryukyu mouse), 3063 nucleotides long. It is a transcript of the gene Fubp1, whose product is annotated as far upstream element binding protein 1. Gene Ontology annotation, biological process: regulation of DNA-templated transcription. The record is from RefSeq and is a predicted model, not a curated record. Lineage: Eukaryota; Metazoa; Chordata; Mammalia; Rodentia; Muridae. Gene Ontology annotation, molecular function: RNA binding.